GUCAUCAUCAUCAUCAUCAGCAUUGACCACGUCACCUGUGUUUCAGACCUGAACGAGGCGAUCCCAGAGACCGAGCUGCUGGACAACAGCAUCCAGAAAGGCCGAGCCCAGCUGUCCGUCAAAUCCCGGAGGCACCGCCCCUCCAGGUCCCGUUACCGUGACAGCGUGAGCUCGACGGAGGGAGACGACAGCCUGGACAGAAAGGACAGUCCAUUACACUCCGCCCGCUCACCUCUCCACCUGGCCAUGCGAGGCUCCUCCCCUUCUCCUGAUUCGCUCCUGUCGGCUCGAAGCCCCGCCUUCUCGUUUGACACAUCGCUGGUGCGUCGCUCUCCAGAGGACGGAAGCGCAUCAUUGGCUGCUCCCCCAAGGGGGCGGUACCACCAGCUGACCAAUGCAACGUCUCAGGAGGCUCUGGUGACGCCCAGCAGCUCGCCGUCCAAAUCCUGCCCCUCCUCCGACAGCUCACCUGUCUACAUGAGGAGGAACAGGAGGCCCGACAGUGAAGUGUUGGUUUCUGAUACAAGUCGGGACACCAGUCCAGCUGAUCCCGGCAGUCCCACUGUUGUAUUUGACAAGAAAACUAAGAGACGCUUCCUGGACCUGGGGGUGACUCUCAGACGCUCCUACAUCCGGGUGAGGAAGGAGAAGUCGAACAGACUCUCUGUCGGCAGCAGAGAGCCGUCUGAGAGUCCGUCUCGCUCCUCCGGAUCCUUUGUCCCCUUCUCCUGGUUCACCGAGGGACGGGGGUCUCUGUCCUCCUCCGGUACCCCCCCUUGCUCCCCUAAAAUCCCCCCGCUGGGAUCCCCCAGACCCCGCAAGUCCCACUCCCAGGAGUCGGCUCUCAGCGAAGAGUUCUCUCCUCCUCACACCUCCUCCUCCACCUCUCCUCCUGUCGACUCCUCCUCCUCCAGAUCCUCACAUCCAUACCACACCCUGUCCCAGUCCUCCGACGAGCCCAGCGACGACCCGUCCUGCGUCGUCUCCUCGUGGACAACUCAGCAGGUCUGUCAGUGGCUCCGAGGACUCAACAUGGAGCAGUAUGUCCCAGAAUUCAGUGCGAGGGACGUGGAUGGACAGCAGCUGCUGCAGAUGGACGGCAACAAGCUCAAGAGUCUGGGCGUGCUCAGUUCGUCCGACCGCAACGCUCUGAAGCGUCGCAUCAAAGACAUCCACUCUGCAGCGGAGAAGGAGAAGAAAGCUCUGGACAAGCUGGAGAAACAGAAGGAGAAACAACGGAGGAAAGACCAGGAGCAGCGCAGGAAUUGAAGACCGCCACCAGAGGGAGACAGAGGAUGAGCAAAGGGGAGGACAGGUGGAAGACAAGAGGGAGGAAGAGAAGGAGGGACGGACAAACUGACAGUGUUCACAGGAGCAGAAAGAUCUGUACAAGUGAACGCUCUGCCACACAAACAAUCUCUGUUUGAGUCAUCCUGGAAAACCUGGAAAACCUGGAAAUCUCGAGUACAGCCUUCGAGUCCUGGAGAAGGACAGCAGUAAACAUCUGGAAGGUUUGAUGAAUCUACGGAGGCUCGCAAGGUUUUGUUCAUUUCACCAACAAGACCUGAUGCAAAGUAUUCAUUGACAACCAUUUCCAUGGCAACAACCAGACUAAAAGUAAACAAAAGGUGACCUUUGAAAACACACAGGUGUUUUCACUGAAUGAUGAUGAAAACAAACAAACUCGUUAAAGGAAAUUUAACUUUUUACACUUGUUUGUCUUUGGUCCUUCUGAGCCACCGUACUGUUUCACAGUGAGUCAAUCUGAGUCCAAACGACAUGUGAUUUGGUCCUUAGUAUCCCACAAUCCACUGCACAGCAAAGUAAAGGUGCGUUCAGGUGCUGCUCGUCACACCUGAACCUGAUGCUGUGAGCAGGUCUGAGCUGAUGAAAUGUACGGAAACAAAGAAAGGUCAAAAUAAAAGAGUGAGAUUUAAUGUCAUUAAAUAAGGAAAGUUUGUGUAAUUUCAAAGUGUCUAAUUUUCAACUUUCAAAAUAACAAUUUCAAAUUAGCUAAUUUUGGAUCUAAAAAUGUCAUAUCAGUCAAUCAAUCAAUCAAUCAAUCAAUACUGAAUGGACCUGAUCGGACUUAUCAAACUUGUGGCAUUUAAAGCUGAUAAAAUAGCGUCCUUUCAUUGAAGCACUUGAACUCAUCGUCAGUUUAACGUGUGGUGUGACGUCAGCUGUGUCCCAGUUCAGAGACCACGUCCUUCAGGGACCUGGUCUACGAAAGCCGAACUGACACAGAGGAUUUUCUCUUUGUGUCACCAGCUGUUCCCGCCAUUACUUUAUGUCACAAAGCGCGGCUCCUGUUGCCUAGCAACCUUGACAACGUAACUUUUUCUCACUAAAACUUUGUGUUUUCAGUCUCUUGCUGUUACGGACAUUAACGGUGUAAUCCUCAGACUCUCUCCACCUGUUGGAGCGCUGCUUGUCCAGGGAACGAUGGAGAUUUGAAAUGGGACAGUGUAGUCGCUCUUCAGAUACAGCCUCUGAAGGAAGAAGCACCUGAAAUGGGACACAGCUGCAGUUUUUCUCAGCCUGAAGCCCCGCCUCCUCUGAUGGAACCUUGACCACGCCCAUCCGAGGAGGCGGAGCUGUGUUUGAAAAUGUGGAAGCUGUAAAGAAGGACGUGUUUACUGUGAAAGAAGAAGAACUCAAACUGAAAACGUUGAUAAAAACAUCUGGUUCAUGUCGUUUCUGACACUGUCUGUACCGACCGACCUCUGACCUCUGACCUCUGCAUCAUUCAAAUAAAUAAAUCUGUGAGAAACUUUUAAAAUGGA
Seriola aureovittata is the source of this 2786-nucleotide messenger RNA. RefSeq names its product sterile alpha motif domain containing 14 (gene samd14). Lineage: Eukaryota; Metazoa; Chordata; Actinopteri; Carangiformes; Carangidae. Gene Ontology annotation, molecular function: actin filament binding. Gene Ontology annotation, biological process: calcium-mediated signaling; actin filament organization; neuron projection development. The record is from RefSeq and is a predicted model, not a curated record. The annotation marks the transcript as partial. Gene Ontology annotation, cellular component: postsynaptic density; cytoplasm; actin cytoskeleton. The transcript is spliced from 9 exons.